AUGCAGAGAGAGUCCAGACGAGCGUGGUUCAACUUGCACAAGCAGCAGCUGCAGCCUCGGGACCAAGGCAACGCACUCUGCGACACCUGCUGUUCGGUGAAGUUGCACACGGACGACGCCUACAACGGCGGCGGCAGCCUGCGCGUGUUCUUCAAGCGCAACCAUCAAUUCCCGGACGCCAAGCCUUACAUAAGGUUGUUUGGUUGCGAAUUCCCUGUGGGUGAUCUUGCGGUGAGCUACACCUUCAAAAACAUCAGCUCCUGCAUCAAAGUUGGCCAGGACAUCGCGCUCGUUUUGAAGGCUAAGAAUGUAGCAGGAGAGACGGAGGAGAUCUUUCUGGGCCUGACGGUUGGUCUACCGGACGGUGACAACUACACAGUGACUCGGGAGAUCGUCAAACCACCCGAGGCCAGCCAGGCGGUGCCGGGGACUUACUGGGUCACCAGGAAAUACCUACUGGAGGACCUUCGGGGUGCAGGCGGGGCCAUUCUGGAGGAGAUUGGCCUCCACUUUUUCUGCGUCGGAACGGAGGCGAAUGUUUGCCUGCUGGGCCAACUGGACGUCAUGAGGCCAGCCGGUGCAAACGCAGCUUCCACUGACGACAGCAGCAGCAGCGACGGCGAACCAGAGAAGAAGCGGCAGCGGGAAGAGCGUUACGGCCUUGACAUAAUGGUGGCCGAGUUCAUCCACGGCUGUCAUGAGCGGCACGUGUACAGAUUUCACCACUGGCAGAUUAUCGACACGUUCAUUUAUUACUCCCACCACAUGGUCACGAUUCCUCCUCCGGGCUGGAUUUCGGCUGCCCACAGACAUGGCGUCAAAGUUCUAGGAACUUUCAUCUUCGGCAAGGACGAUAGCAUAACUAUUGAUACGAUCAAAGCCAUGGAUCUCGUGCCCCAGAUUGCAGCCCAGCUAGCACAUGUAGCAUCCGUGGGCCGGUUUGAUGGAUGGCUAAUCAGCAUCGGCUGCGAAGUAGGGAAAUGGUUGUUGCCAAGCCGCUGCGUUCCAGUAGUGAAGGACUUGCUUAAGGCCGUCACCACAGAAGUACACAAAGCUGUGCCUGGCUCCCUCGUCAUCUGGUACGACGCUGUCGACGUCAACGGAAAGCCCAAGCCACACAACGAACUCAACGAAAAAAACUCCUGCUUUUUCGACUUAUGCGAUGGCAUCUUCCUCAACUUCCAGUGGACUGAAGCCAUGCUCCAGAGGUCGGCACUACUGGCAGGCAACCGCAAAGCCGACGUCUACGCUGGGGUUGACGUGUACGCGCGCGACACGGCGUAUCCUGGCGGCUUCGACAUGUACAAGGCUGUUCAACUGGCUCGUAAGUGUGGCUUGUCGGCUGCUGUGUUUGCGGCUGGCUGGGUCUACGAGACAAAGGAAAAAUUCCGUUUUGGAAAAAACCAGUACCGGCUUUGGAAUUUUCCGGAUGACUGCUGCUCCGAAUGGCGUCUCACCAAGUUGCCGCUUUCCACAAGUUUUUGCCAAGGCUUUGGCAGCAAGACGUUUGAAGCUGGCCAGGUAACGGGUAAACUGCCGUGGUUCAACUUGCACAAGCAGCAGCUACAGCCUCGGGACCAAGGAGCCAAACUCUGUGACACCUGCUGUUCAGUGAAGGUGUACGUGAACGACGCGUACAACGGUGGCGGCAGCCUCCGCGUGCUGUUCAAGCCUAACCAUCACUACCCGGACGCUAAACCCUACAUAAGGUUGUUUGGUUGCGACUUCCCGCUCAGCCCUCUUGAGGUGAGCUACACCUUCAAGAACAUCACCUCCGUCAUCACAAUUGGCCAGGACAUUGCAAUUGUUUUGAAGGCAAGAACUGCAGCAGGGGAGGCGGAGGACAUCUUUCUAGGCGCGACGGUUGGCCUGCCGGAGGGUGGCAACUACAGGGUGACACGGGAGAUCAUCGACCCCGAGGACAGUGAGGACCAGUCGGACACUUACUGGCUCACUAGAAAGUUCCAGCUGGAGGACCUGCGAGGUGCGGACGGUGCCAUUCUUGAAGAGAUUGGCCUCCAUUUCUUCUGCGUCAAUAGCGAAGCUACCGUUUGCCUGCUGGGCCAACUUGACAUCGCACGGCCAGCCGAUGCAAAAGUUCGCAGUAACGACGACAGUGAUGACGAGGAACCAGAAAUGAAGCGGCAGCGAGAUGGCUAGGACGGGCUUGACACAAUUUAAAUCGAGUAAUAACAAAAAAAAGCGUUGCCUGCAAUGUAUUGUGGGUUUGCUGAAUCGGCACAAGAGAAAGGUGAAACUGCAUGACGAUAUGCUAAACACGCAGGGUUUGCCGAGGGAGCGACGAAUUGCCCAAUUUUCAGAUGCGUAAAAAGGAUACGUGAGGCUAAUUCAGUCGAAUAUAACGAGUACGAAUUAACAAAGUCUCUUACAAAGAUCGGCGUGUAACAAAUACAGCCAAACCCAAAUAUACAGCGGAGACUCGUUUAUGCGACCUGCAUAAUAAGUUUUUCGGGAUGAUACGAUUAUUUUCCCGGCCAACGUCGCAUAGGAGCAAUGUAUUUUAAUACGGUUACUACAAUCGCAGUUUCACCUGAAAUUGGAUAAUACGGCAGCAGACGUUAGCUUAGUACGUGCGGACAUCGAGGGAAAGUGAACUGGAACAGGUCCGCAUAAUCUUUCGACUCGAAAACGCCAUUAGUGAGUGUGAGAAAGAGUUCGAGGUACAGGCAAAAAUCUACUACGCGUAGUUUUGUUUUCGACAAACAGAUUCAUUCCUGGCUUUUCUCCACUAGAAUAAUAAAUUCGUGAGUAAUAA
This is a messenger RNA of Dermacentor albipictus, 2776 nucleotides long. RefSeq names its product cytosolic endo-beta-N-acetylglucosaminidase-like. Gene Ontology annotation, biological process: protein deglycosylation. The record is from RefSeq and is a predicted model, not a curated record. Lineage: Eukaryota; Metazoa; Arthropoda; Arachnida; Ixodida; Ixodidae. Gene Ontology annotation, cellular component: cytoplasm. Gene Ontology annotation, molecular function: mannosyl-glycoprotein endo-beta-N-acetylglucosaminidase activity.